CGCGGCACUUCAAAUAGUGUUUCUGAGCGACGCUAGCGUCGCUCCUCGUCAGUUUUAUGCAAGCUCUUCCCAUCUCUGUCUGCUCUCUGCCCUACAGCACCCGGUUCCAAAGACGUGGCCCCCCUAAGCGACGGAACCCAGCUAACCUCUCCUACCCCCAGCUGUCUCCCUGCAAUAACUGCACAGUUGCUGGAGGACUUUGGAACUGCCAGUCUGCUUCAAAGAAGGCUGAUUUCAUCUCAGCCUAUGCCUCCCUGCUCUCCCUUGAUUUCCUUGCCCUCACUGAGACAUGGAUCACCCCAGAGAACACUGCAACCCCUGCUGCCCUCUCCUCUUUCUUUUCAUUCUCCCACACUCCCCGACCAUCAGGCCGUGGUGGUGGCACUGGUCUUCUAAUCUCUCCCUCCUGGAAAUACUCAGCCCUACCUCUCUCUGACCUACCCCGAUUCAGUUUUGAAUACCAUUCUGUUUCAAUCACCUGUCCAACUAAUCUAUACAUUGUUGUCAUUUAUCGCCCCCCAGGUCCACUGGGAAACUUCAUCGAUGAGCUGGAUAUCCUACUCAGCUCUUUCCCUGAGGACGGCACCCCACUGAUCCUGCUUGGAGAUUUCAACCUCCACCUGGAAACAUCUCAGUCUUCAGCUGUCCUACAUCUCCUCCACUCCUUUGACCUCUCCCUACAGUCAUCUCCCCCUACCCACAAGGCGGGCAACCUCCUCGACCUGGUUUUUCUGAGGAAUAGCCCUUGCACCGAUAUCACUGUAACCCCUCUGCACACCUCUGACCACCACUUCGUUUCCUUCUCCCUCCCCCUUGCUCCCUCUCACCCACCUUCUCCCCCCACACCCACUGUAUCUGUCCGCCGCAAUCUCUGCUCCCUCUCAACCUCCUCUCUUGCUUCAUCUGUCACUGCUGCCCUCCCUCCUCUCGAAUCCUUCACUACCCUCCCCACUGAUUCUGCAUCCACCUCCCUACUUUCCUCCCUUACAUCUGCUCUUGACUCCCUCUGCCCCACUGUCUCUAGGCCAACACGUCCAUCUCCUCCCCGCCCGUGGAUGUCCAAUGCCAUACGCACCUCCAGGGUUGGACUCCGUGCAGCAGAGAGGAAGUGGAGGACAUCCAGAGAUGCUUCAGACCUCUCUGCCUACCAAUCCCUCCUUGCAGCGUUCUCCUCCACGGUGACUGCUGCCAAGGCAAUCUCACCCGAGAUUCUCCCAUUCAUCACCUCCCUGGUUAACUCCUCCCUGACAUCCGGCUGCUUCCCGUCAACCUUCAAGAAGGCCCUCAUCUCCCCCCUCCUGAAAAAGACUACACUAGACCCCUCCAUCAUUGGGAACUACAGACCGAAUGAGCUCCUCGAUCCCCAUCAGUCUGGAUUCAGACCAGGCCACUCGACAGAGACCGCACUCCUCUCUGUCAACGAAGCUCUCCACGCAGCCCGAGCAGCCUCCCUCUCCUCCGUCUUAUUACUUCUGGACCUAUCGGCAGCCUUCGACACAGUCGACCACCCCACCCUCCUGUCCUCCCUAUCUGCAAUGGGGAUCUGUGGCACAGUCCUCAAUUGGAUUGAGUCUUACCUCUCAGAUCGCUCCUUCCAGGUAGCCUGGGCUGGUAAAGUAUCUGCGCCACACCCCCUCACCACCGGAGUCCCACAGGGCUCGGUCCUUGGUCCUCUCCUCUUCUCUCUCUACACCCAGUCCCUUGGCCCUGUCAUCACAGCUCAUGGUAUGUCUUACCAUUGCUAUGCUGAUGACACACAACUGUUUCUCUCCUUCCCACCCUCUGACACACAGGUCUCAGCCCGCAUCACUGCCUGCCUGAGUGAUAUUCAGAGCUGGAUGGUCCGCCACCAUCUCAAGCUCAAUCCAGGUAAGACAGAGCUCAUUUAUAUUCCGGCUCUUAACUCCCCUCUCUCUGAUCUCUCUAUCUCCCUAGGUAAUACCAUCCUCACACCAUCACCCUCAACUAGAAACCUUGGCGUGGUGAUGGACAACAGACUGUCCCUCACCGAGCACAUUUCAGCAGUGACACGUUCAUGCAGGUUCUUCCUGUAUAACAUCCGGAGGAUCCGCCCCUUCCUCACAACUUACUCGACCCAACUCCUCGUCCAGGCAGUGGUCCUGUCCCGCCUGGACUACUGUAACUCCCUGCUUGCUGGCCUCCCAGCAUCAUCUAUCAGACCCCUGCAACUGUUCAUCUACAACUAG
This is a messenger RNA of Anguilla anguilla (European eel), 2207 nucleotides long. RefSeq lists its product as uncharacterized. The transcript is spliced from 4 exons. Gene Ontology annotation, molecular function: catalytic activity. The coding region runs from base 57 to 2207 and encodes 716 amino acids. The record is from RefSeq and is a predicted model, not a curated record. Lineage: Eukaryota; Metazoa; Chordata; Actinopteri; Anguilliformes; Anguillidae.